This is a messenger RNA of Pollicipes pollicipes, 4512 nucleotides long. Its product is annotated as collagen alpha-5(IV) chain-like. The record is from RefSeq and is a predicted model, not a curated record. NCBI's taxonomy places the organism in Eukaryota, Metazoa, Arthropoda, Thecostraca, Pollicipedomorpha, Pollicipedidae. Gene Ontology annotation, molecular function: extracellular matrix structural constituent. Gene Ontology annotation, cellular component: extracellular matrix; collagen trimer.
GAGGGACCCGGGGAGCGCGCGCGGCCGGCUGGACAGGCGUGAGCCCGCCGUGGCGGCAUGAGACGGCUCUGAGCACGGCCAGCGUGCACAGGAUGGCUGCUCCGGGCAGGGCGGCGCGCCGCCUGCCGCUGGUGCCCUGCUUGGUCGUGCUGCUAGGACUCUUGCGUCUUUCGGAUGCGGCGGCAUGCAAAGGCUGCGUGGUCCAGAACUGCAUCUGCGAGGGCGAGAAGGGCUACGUGGGCAACCCUGGCAUCCCGGGCCUGCAGGGCUCGCAGGGCUUCCCGGGCGACAUGGGGCCUGAGGGCCCGAUCGGCCCGCUCGGCAUGAAGGGCUCGCGCGGCGAGGAGGGCGCCCAGGGCGCGAAAGGAGACCGCGGUGGCCCGGGAGUGCACGGCUUCACUGGAGCGCCCGGCAUUCUGGGUCUGCCCGGUGACAUCGGUAACCGUGGAGCCGGGGGCUUCCCCGGCUGCAACGGCACGGACGGCGAGAGGGGCCUGCCCGGCCUGCCGGGCCUCAGCGGGCCGCGGGGCCAGCCAGGCGCUGCUGGACUGCGUGGCCCGCGGGGUGACCCCGGCGACGGCGGCGUCAACUCGAUCGGCAUCAAGGGCGCGGUUGGCGACAGCGGACGGCCCGGCAUCGAUGGACUUCCAGGUCUAGAAGGACCCAAAGGAUACAGAGGAUACCCUGGUGAUAGCGGAGAACGCGGCCCAGAGGGACUGCCGGGUCUUCCUGGCCCAAAGGGAGAGCAAGGCAUCCAAAAGGUGGGCCCGCCGGGCCCGAAGGGCGAGCAGGGAGACCAGGGUCCCACUGGGCCCGGAUCUCCGGACGGCGGCUUCACCUCAGCAGAGGAGGAGCGAGACUUCGCCGGACCCAAGGGCUACGUGGGCCCGAAGGGCUCGCAGGGCGAUAAGGGUCCGGCCGGCCGGCGCGGUGAGGACGGCAAAUCCGGUGCGCCCGGCCCGCCCGGCAACAAGGGCGUGCGCGGCCUGCGUGGUGACGAGGGCCGCCACGGCAAGCAGGGGCGACCUGGCCCACCAGGCGGCUACGGCAACAAGGGUGCCAAGGGCGCGCCUGGCUACACCGGCCUGGACGGCACGCCGGGGCGGCUGGGCGCGCGUGGCGAGCCCGGCUUCGGAGGCCAGCCCGGACCGCAGGGCGACGUCGGCCCCAAGGGCUUCUACGACCCGGUGAUCGCUGAGGCGAUGAAGGGCUCGCGUGGUGUGCAGGGCGACCCCGGCCCGGUGGGGCCCAAGGGCGAGAGCGGCCUGCCAGGCCGCGAGGGCGCGCUCGGCUUCCCCGGGUACCCCGGCCGGCCGGGCCCGGACGGGCCGACGGGACCACGCGGCCGACCGGGCAUCGUCAUCAACGGCGACCAGGGCGACGACGGUCUGUCCGGUCCGCCGGGCCCGUUCGGCCCGACGGGCCCGAUCGGCCAGCCCGGCUUCCCGGGCCUGCCGGGCUCGCCGGGCCUGAGCGUGACCGGGCCGCCCGGCCAGGACGGCAUCCCCGGUCGGCCGGCGCUCGACGGCAUGCCCGGCGAGCGUGGAGACCCCGGCUUCGCAGGCCGGAAAGGGUCAGCCCGGCAUCGGCGUGCUCAAAACGGGUCCCCCGGGCGAACCGGGACGGCCGGGAGUUCCCGGCCGGCCGGGAUCAACCGGCCCGGAGGGCAUCCCAGGAGUGCCGGGCGUCAAGGGCGCCAGUGGCGAUUCUCACCGUGCCAGAAGGGAGAAGCCGGCGACACGGGCCGGCCCGGCCUGGUGGGCGUGCAGGGCCCAGGCGAGUACGGUGACCAAGGGCCGCCUGGUCCGGAUGGUGUGGACGGCUUGGCGGGCCGGCCCGGCCUGGACGCCGACCGCAGCCUCCUGCCGCAGCUAGUCGGAGACAAGGGCUUAGAGGGUUUCCGCGGUCAGAUCGGAGAGGAGGGCGACGAGGGCCUAGUCGGCGAGCCCGGCGACUCCAACCUGCCAGUGCGCAUCGGCGAAACGGGCGAGGACGGCGACGUCGGCCGGCCUGGUUUGCCGGGGCUGAAGGGUCAGCCAGGGUUCGCCGGCGACCCAGGCGUGCCCGGCCUGCGCGGCCUGCCCGGCUUCCCUGGCCGAUCCCUGCGCGGCGCGGACGGCCUCAAGGGCUACCCGGGCCUCAGUGGCGACGGGGCGCGAGGGCCGCCGGGUGACUCCAUCCCCGGCCGGCCCGGUCUGCCAGGCUUCACGGGCCAGCGGGGUCUGCCCGGCCUCUUCGGCUUCCCCGGCCUGAAGGGCGCGGACGGCCUGCCCGGCGGAGGCGGGCCCGGCCGGCCCGGCCAGGAGGGGCCCAAGGGGGACAGAGGCGACGACAUUCUGCAGCCAGGCCCGGCCGGCCCGAAGGGCUUCUCGGGCCGCCCCGGCUUCCCGGGACCUCCGGGUGACCAGGGCGACGAGGGCCUGCAGGGUGCGCCUGGCCUAGACGGCCUGCCGGGCGCGCUCGGAGACGGCGUCGAGGGCCAGCCGGGCCUGCCUGGCCAGAGGGGAGAACCUGGCAGGCCGGGCACCUUCGGGCAGACCGGGUUCAAGGGCCUGCCCGGCCCAGCGGGCCAGGCCGGCUUCCCCGGCUUGCCCGGCCUCAAGGGAUUCCCCGGAGACCUAGCCGCAUUCGGUCUGAAGGGCGGCCGCGGCGAUCCAGGCCCGGACGGCCCGCCGGGUCGGCCGGGCGCGCGCGGUCGCAUGGGCAAGCCGGGCCCCGACGGCCUGCCGGGCCUGCAGGGCGACGAGGGCCGCAGCGGCAGGGCCGGCCGGCCCGGCGCCGCCGGCUUCAAGGGCAUGGUGGGCGUGCCGGGCCGCGACGGCAACCCGGGCGUGUCGGGCCCAGUCGGCCGGGUCGGCGCCCCCGGCGAGCCGGCAUCGGCGGGCCCGCCGCCGCGGCCGCGUGGCUUCCACUUCACCCGCCACAGCCAGACGGCGUCGCUGCCGCAGUGUCCGCCCGGCUCGGUACGCCUCUGGGACGGCUUCUCGCUGCUGCACGUCACCGGCAACUCCAAGGCCCACGGCGCCGACCUCGGCACCCCAGGGUCCUGCAUGCGCAAAUUCUCCACCAUGCCGUACCUGUUCUGCAACAUCAACAACCAGUGCGAGUACGCUCAGCGCAACGACUACAGCUACUGGCUGAGCACGCCGGAGCCGAUGCCCAUGAUGAUGACACCGAUCCGGGGGAACGAAAUCCAGCCGUACAUCUCGAGGUGUUCGGUGUGCGAGUCAGACACCCUGGUGAUAGCCAUCCACAGCCAGAGCAUGGACGUGCCGGAGUGUCCGCGGAACUGGGAGAGCAUAUGGAUCGGCUACUCCUUCCUCAUGCACACGGACGCGGGCGCCGAAGGCGGCGGCCAGUCGCUCGUCUCUCCCGGCUCCUGCCUGGAGGACUUCCGACCCACGCCCUUCAUCGAAUGCCACGGCCACGGUCGCUGCAACUACUUCACCACCGCCUUCUCCUACUGGCUGGCCACCAUCGAGGAGCCAAUGCAGUUCCGGAAGCCCGAGCAGCAGACGCUGAAGGCGGGCAGCCUACGCACGCGCGUCUCGCGCUGCGCCGUCUGCCGCCGGCGGAAGGACAGCGCUCGGCGGCCAUCGUUCGAGAGGGCGCCCUUCGAGAGGCCGUCGCUCGAGAGGGCGCCGUUCCAGAGGGCGCCGUUCGAGAGGCCGCCGUUCGAGCGGCCCGAGGCGCAGUAGCGGCGCCGACCGGGCCGCGGCGCCAACGCUCUGCCCGCCGCGCCCACCGCUUUGUGUGGCUUCAGCUUCUUGUGAUAUAUUCCGAGUGCGGAGUGCGACGCGCCGGCCGGCGGCGAGCAGUCUCCCGUGGAGCGCGCUGGGUGGACGCGGCGUGGAAGAGCGCGUGGAAGAGCGCGUGGGCGUAACCAUCAUUCGGAUCCGUGGGGUCCCGCCCUAAAACCUGGGCAGAUCGUCAUGACAUGCUGCGCCUCGCUCGUACAAAAUAGCCUCAAAGCAGUUCGAACUUCACUCAAAUCGGCGCCGCACCCCAGGGGGCCGAAUAUGUGGUUACGCCCCAUGCGUGCGAUCGGCGCACGUGCGUCCGCGUGCGUGUCUGCCCGGUACUGGCCGGUAGUGAGAGAGUGACGUCACAGGUGCCACGCCGCCGCCCGCUAGCUGCGGGGGUGUUCAGACAGGUGGCCGACCUGCGCAGAGGCCUCGCCUCUCCGCACGUGCACCGCCGCCGAAUUAGCUAUCACUGCCAUGUGUCCCACACCGGUCACUGCCACCAAGCACGGCGUGUUGGAUGGCAUAUCACAGGGUGAAUAGGAAACCGUGUGACCUGCGUUAGACAAAGUGUUGUCUCUGGCUUCGUUGAAUCCCGACUGAUGGUGCUUUGUCGAGUCUUCGUAAGAGUUGUAGCCCCUCGUAAGACAGGCAUUGAACAUAUGCGGAACCUGAAGCACUUAGAGCCGUCGACCUCAGUUGUAUCGUUGGAUGGCGCAUCAUGCUUCCUUAUCUUCUGUCAGAUAAUUCAAUACAAUGAAAAUCUUCA